Messenger RNA from Esox lucius (northern pike), 2763 nucleotides. RefSeq names its product arrestin red cell. Bases 159 to 1382 code for a protein of 407 amino acids. The transcript is spliced from 14 exons. NCBI's taxonomy places the organism in Eukaryota, Metazoa, Chordata, Actinopteri, Esociformes, Esocidae. Gene Ontology annotation, molecular function: angiotensin receptor binding. Gene Ontology annotation, cellular component: cytoplasm. Gene Ontology annotation, biological process: G protein-coupled receptor internalization; positive regulation of ERK1 and ERK2 cascade; signal transduction. The record is from RefSeq and is a predicted model, not a curated record.
CAGCGCUGUACGAUGAGUUCCUGUUUUUGCGGAAGCAAAAAGGCACGGAAGCCAGCGCCAGCGAACAAAUUAUCUUGCGAGGGUGGAGUAAAACACAGCAUAAAAUAAACAGAAAAACAGCGCUUUAUCUGUUACCACCCAUCUAGCCUGCCGGGGAGAUGGGGGACAAGGCGGGUACUAGAGUCUUCAAGAAGUCAAGCCCCAACUGCAAGGUCACCGUAUACCUGGGAAAGAGAGACUUUGUGGAUCACCUUGACCAGGUGGACCCAGUUGAUGGUGUGAUUUUAGUGGACCCUGAGUAUCUUAAAGACAGGAAAGUGUUUGUGACGCUGACGUGUGCGUUCCGCUAUGGACGUGAGGACCUGGAUGUGCUGGGUUUGUCCUUCCGGAAGGAUCUCUACAUCUCCACCUUCCAGGCCUUCCCCCCAAUCGCAGAGGAACGCAAAGCCAACAGCCGCCUGCAGGAGCGACUGUUGAAGAAACUUGGCCAGCAGGCACAUCCCUUCUAUUUCACUAUUCCCCAGAACCUACCAUGCUCCGUCACCUUACAGCCAGGACCAGAAGACACCGGAAAGGCAUGUGGGGUAGACUUUGAGAUCAGAGCUUUCUGUGCCAAAUCAAUAGAGGAGAAGAUUCACAAGCGGAACUCUGUACGGCUGGUUAUCCGUAAGGUGCAGUAUGCCCCAGAGAAGCCAGGGCCUCAGCCCAUGGUGGAGACCACACGUAGCUUCCUCAUGUCAGACCGCUCGUUACACCUGGAGGCCUCCCUGGAUAAAGAGCUGUACUACCAUGGAGAACCUAUCAGUGUGAAUGUUCACGUCACCAACAACUCCACCAAGACUGUCAAAAGAGUCAAAAUCUCAGUGCGACAGUAUGCUGACAUCUGUCUGUUCAGUACAGCUCAGUACAAGUGUCCAGUGGCUCAGCUAGAGGCUGAUGACCAGGUGUCAUCCAGCUCUACGUUCUGUAAGGUGUAUACUCUGACCCCCACGCUCGACAAGAACCGUGAGAAGAGAGGCCUGGCCCUGGAUGGAAAGCUCAAACAUGAGGACACCAACCUGGCCUCCAGCACCAUUGUUAAGGAUGUGACUAACAAAGAGGUCCUUGGCAUCCUGGUGUCCUACAGGGUCAAAGUCAAACUGGUGAUCUCUCGCGGAGGAGAUGUGUCGGUAGAGCUGCCCUUUGUCUUAAUGCACCCCAAACCCACAGAGCCGCCCACAUCCCGCCCGCAGUCAACUGUGCCAGAGUCUGACCCUCCCAUCGACACCAACCUGAUAGAAUUUGAAACAAAUAGUUUCUCCCAAGAUGACGACUUUGUGUUUGAGGACUUUGCCCGCCUACGGCUUAAAGGAAUGGCUGAUGAUAAGGACGAGGACUGCUAGAGCACAUGCACACAAACUCUUAGAAACACACACACACACACACACACACACACAGAAUGUUGUCAUGUGGAUGAAGAGCUGUGGUGGUCUAAUGAAGAGAUCCUGACAUCGCUUUUGUUCUUUUGUCUAGCUUAAGCCACUUGUCUUGUACAUGUUCUGUCUGCAGUGGUCAUGUCUGGGGGAAGGACGUCAGAACCAUGUACAUGUUGAGGUCAUAUUGUGCCUUGCUGGUAACUGACUGAUCCAUGGGGGUCGUUUGUUUAGGAGUUUCAACAGGCAGGGGAGGGAGCACAAUAAGUGGAUAAAAUGCCGUGUCAUGAAGAGGGAUGAUGAGUCAUGGCCGUCCACACAGACAGAGGGGGAAAUGGUGCCCUUUAAUGGAAGGGAGAUUCUUUUUCAUUCUUCUUCUUUUACCACCAAUGAUGUAACUAUUUGUUCAAAUUGAUCAUUUUGAUCAAGUAACGGUCAUUAAUAUAAUAUAAGGAGUACCUGCUGUACAGGACUGAGAAGGGAAAACACAAACUGACAGGCUUUGGUUAGUAAUUCAGUAGUAACCCUGUCAUCAUAUGGUCUAUCAUAGCAUUUGAUAAAACAUAUAUUUUAAUUAGGGGAAUGGUAUGGAGCAGGUUUAAGUAAUUCACAGUCUUCUACAAUGAGAGGACAGACCAUUACCUCCCACUUCAGUAAACCUGCACACACUGGACCCUCACUGUACCCUGGGGACAAUCCUUACUGUCAGUCAGCCUCAAUGCACAACUCUGAUAAUUGUCCUUAUUUGUUGAGCUUGCAUUACCCUCUCCAUCAUAUUCCGAUAACUCCUAUGCAGAGUCUCCAACUGACCCCUAUCUCCUAUCCCCUAAGCACUCUUGUAGAUCUGAUAGGAUUGGAUCGGUAUGAGUGAUGAGAAUUUCCAACCCAGCCAAUUAGAAAGCAAGGUCAAUGAACAUAAUAUUCCUACCUUACCAAUCCUAGGGGAGCCUAGUAAUCCCCAAUCUAGAGGUCACUGGGACUCAAUAUUGGUGUGGUCAUGUUGGGCAACAGCGACACCAACGGAGCAUGUAUUUCAGCGAUGCUGUGAACUGAUAAGUGAACUGAUAUGUGCGAUUGUUGUGCAUCUAUGGGGUACCGGUCUUCAACUCUUAAGUGUCAAUAUUUGAGAAGGCUGCCACUGAGCUGUGUGACUUCUGUCAUUUCUACAGGAAGUAUGGUUUUAUGAUUUUGGUGCAACAUGAAAAAACACAAUUAAAAAUAUCAUUACCACUGUGUUAUCAUUAUGACCAUGAUUAUUAUCAUAAUCAUUUGAGAAAACAACUGUUUGCCAAUUUGUUUUUCAGAAUUUUUAUUUAAUGUUUUUUUUAUUAAAGGCAAAAUGGAUUAACAA